This is a messenger RNA of Pygocentrus nattereri (red-bellied piranha), 6190 nucleotides long. It is a transcript of the gene ttc39c, whose product is annotated as tetratricopeptide repeat domain 39C. NCBI's taxonomy places the organism in Eukaryota, Metazoa, Chordata, Actinopteri, Characiformes, Serrasalmidae. The record is from RefSeq and is a predicted model, not a curated record. Gene Ontology annotation, biological process: cilium assembly; otolith morphogenesis. Gene Ontology annotation, molecular function: protein binding. The transcript has 14 exons. Bases 527 to 2278 code for a protein of 583 amino acids.
UGAACAGUUGGAUGCAAAGGGUGUGCCACCCAGUGACUUCAGGGACUGACUGCACCUCCACGGCACUGCAAUCUCGGGCAGGACAUGCAUGAGGAGUGACCGUGUGCUGUGGACUGUAUGGACUCCAGCACCACCUCCAUUAGCAGGAUGGUGGCUGCGCUGCACUGAGGCUGUUCUUCUAUAAAUCAUCAUGAGGAACCUGCAGCAGACGGCCGGGUUAGUGAGGUCAGGCCCUGCGCUCAUUCAAACGACGCGUGACUAGCGGGUGAAUGUCGCGAAAUGCCAUCUGAUCGCCGGGUCUGGUCGGUCUACAGCGCUGUGCUUCGCUCGCUGGAUGAAGGAGCUCAGGGCGCGAGGAGACGAGAGAAGCCGCGCGUGCAGUAGGGGGUGCUGGACGAAAUACGCCGUCUCGAGCUCAGUCUGCGCUUUAUUCUGCUUUGUAUUCGGGUGCGUAGCUGCACAGUCCAUGCGAGCUGACCACUGCGAUCGUGCUGCGGCCUGAGAGAGAAGCCGGCGCGCAAACACAAUGGCGGGGCCGGAGGAGCAGCAGCAGCAGCAGCAGCGGGUGGAUGAGGAGAGAGCGGAGAACAUCGAGGAUGCGGAGCUGGCCUUUCAGGGCAUCAACAUGCUGCUCAACAACGGCUUCAAGGAGAGCGACGAGCUCUUCAGGAGAUACAGGACCCAGAGUCCACUGAUGAGCUUCGGAGCCAGUUUUGUGUCCUUCCUGAAUGCCAUGAUGACGUUUGAGGAGGAGAAGAUGCAGAUGGCUUGCGAUGACCUGCGAACUACAGAGAAGCUGUGUGAGAGUGAUAAUACUGGCGUCAUUGAGACCAUCCGUAAUAAGAUCAAGAAGAGUAUGGACUCGCAGAGGUCAGAGAUGGCGGUAGUGGACCGGCUCCAGAGGCAGAUCAUUGUGGCUGACUGCCAGGUCUACCUCGCUGUACUCUCUUUCGUCAAACAGGAACUCUCAGCUUAUAUCAAAGGAGGCUGGAUCCUCCGCAAGGCUUGGAAGAUGUACAACAAAUGCUACAGUGACAUUAGCCAACUUCAGGAAUCGUGUCGCCGGAGGUCCUCCAGCCAGCAGGGGGAGCUGGCCUCUGAUCAGGCCAACCACAACACAGCUGUGGCAGAGGGCAGCGGAGGGGUAACAGAGGAGGCCCUGGGGCGUCUGAAGGGUUCGGUCAGUUUCGGCUACGGCCUUUUCCACCUCUGUAUUUCUAUGGUGCCUCCACACCUGCUGAAGAUAGUCAACCUGCUGGGUUUCCCUGGAGACCGUCACCAAGGGCUGGCAUCUCUGGCUUAUGCCAGCGAGAGUAAAGACAUGAAAGCACCUCUGGCUACGCUGGCCCUCCUGUGGUACCACACGGUAGUGCAGCCCUUCUUUGCUCUGGAUGGCUCUGAUUCCAGGGCUGGACUGAUGGAGGCCAAGACCAUCCUGCAGAAGAAAGCAGUGAUCUACCCAAACUCCUCUCUCUUCAUCUUCUUUAGGGGACGAGUGCAGAGGUUAGAGUGCCAGAUCAAUAGUGCACUGGCAUCUUUCCACGAUGCUCUGGAGUUCGCCUCAGACCAAAGAGAGAUUCAGCACGUGUGUCUCUAUGAGAUUGGUUGGUGCAGUAUGAUCGAGAUGAACUUUGAAGAUGCUUAUAAGGCCUUUGAAAGGCUGAAGAAUGAAUCCAGAUGGUCGCAGUGCUACUACGCCUACCUAACUGGAGUAUGUCAAGGUGCGUCUGGUGAUUUAGAGGGGGCGAAAGCAAUUUUCAAAGACGUACAUAAGCUCUUCAAACGCAAGAACAAUCAGAUCGAGCAGUUUGCAUUCAAGAGGGCAGAGCGAUUGAGGAAGAUGUCUGCCACGCAGGAGCUUUGCAUUCUGGGAGUUGUUGAGGUCUUGUAUCUGUGGAAGGCUCUUCCAAACUGCUCAUCCUCCAAACUCCAACUCAUGAGCCAAGUGCUGCAGGGUCUGGGUGACCCAUCCUGCCAGGGCUUAAAACACCUGCUUCUUGGUGCUAUUCAGAAAUGUCUUGGAAACAUUAAGGAUGCCAUCCAGUCUUACCAGAUGGCAGCCAGGGAUGACCUGGGGCGACAGACCAACUCUUAUGUACAGCCGUAUUCCUACUAUGAGCUGGGCUGCGUGUUACUGGCAAAACCUGAGACUCUGAGUAAAGGGAGAUCAUUGCUGCUUCAGGCAAAGGAGAACUAUGCAGGCUAUGACUUUGAGAACAGACUGCAUGUGCGAAUCCACUCAGCCCUCGCCUCCCUGAAGGACGUGGUCCCCCAGUAACCCUGCCUGACCCAGGAUAUGUAUCGUAAAGUGACCACUCCUGUCCAGCACUUUUUCAAAUGCAAGCCAUUGGAAACAACAAUGCAUUGUUCUAUUCUUUUCUUGUUUGGACAGACAAAAAGGAAGAAACCUUAGUUUUGAAGAGAUUUAUAGGCUACAUCUCUAACACUGAAACCCUGUAGUGUUUCCUUUCUACAUUGCUCAUGCUCAGUGACUCACAUAAAAGUAGUUGUUCAGUUAGUAUUUGUCAUUAUGUGGUAGUCUGUGCCUAAAAAAGUAGAAAACAUUGCUUAAGUUUAGCGUUUUUUUUAAUAUAUAUAAAUUAAUUAACUCUUAAAGGUUUCCAUUAAUUCCCACAUUCAAACCACAGACUGUUGGAAAGGGUCAGAACCCAGCAGAAAAGGUUCCCUAGUUAGGUUGCUCUGUCCUGUUAGAGACCAUAUAUAUUUAGGAAUUAAGCAUGAGAAACACUAUGUUUCCACACAGGGUAAGGAAUAUGAUUGUGGUCAGAAGAUGGCAGUAUUCCGAUUAAGGCAUCACAUUUCAAAUCAAGAAUCAGAAUCCAAAUAAGCACGUUCUGACUCAGAGGUAGUGUUUACUCCAGUUCCAGAGUGCUGCAUGGUGCUGUGAAAACACUGUGUUAGGAAUACUUUCCUCAAUUGACUGUUUGCAAAAUUCUAAGAAAGUCUUUGUCUCAUAGUUACUAUCAGUACAUGUGUCAAACUUUCAGUGCAGGCUACCUGAUAGCAUUUGUAAAACUUGUACUAGCAGACUGAAAAGUAAAGUAAUACAAAGGAAAAGUUGGAAGCACACAGAGCAGGACAGUUUUCAUUCAAACAUUAACCAGCUUUAUAAGAUGUUCAGUGCAGACACUCAUGUUUGACACAAUGUACAUGCAGGCCAAUUCCAAGUGAACAAUGAAUUUGUUCAAAAUUGUUUAGUUACUUGACAUUGACGCGUCAAUAGCUGCUCCUUCAGAUGAGCCAAAACUAAAGCUAACACUUGAACUAACCAGAGCGAUGUUUUAUGAUGAUGUGAUGUUGUGAUCUUUAACAAUAGGUCUUUCAGCAAACUCUGAUGAAACAAUGCAUGGAUGACAUGCAUAUGAGUGUAUUAAUAUUUAUCUUUACACAGAAAUAUUAAUGCUGUACAUCUGUUCAGUCUAAGUUAAAGCUAACUGAUACUGUAAUGUUAUUUUUUUGAUGAGAUGAUGUUAAAAUAAUUCUUAGCCAAGAGAGUAACCCAGUAAAAGUUUAGCUUAUCUUAGAGACAGCUAGAGACAUUAUAAAGGAGGAGACAGUUCAUUGGUUAAAUAAUGAAUGGGAAAAUCUGUGUCUGUACACAGUGAAAGUCCCACCCUUGAAUAAAAAACAGCCAGGGGGCUUCUUGGUAAAGCUGCAAGCAAGACAAGUUCUUCUUCAUCGUAGAGAAAUGCUCAGUUGCUACAUAGUUUGCACUGUUUUGUUUUUCCAAGAUGAGUUAUUUUCAUAUUUUCAGUUUUCUCGAUAUCUUGUAUUAUUUACACUACAUAAAUGUUUUCUCAAGAUAUUUAUGACAUUACUACAACCCAAUGAUCUUGAGAAAACACCAUUUCUUUUGCUGUUCUACUGACAUAAAUAUCACACGACUUUGAGAAAACAUAAAAAUAGCUUAUGAACAAACUGAGUAAAGGUAAAUUAAGCGAAGAAGGGCUUCAACAGCUAUUUAAGCAAAAUGCUACAUUUUUGUCAGAUUUGACCAGUGAUUAUGGUUUCUGAAAUGUUAAUGUAGUUUCAGGUUUCCAGGUCUCUUCCUGUUCAGUGAUGUAGAAGCCUGGUGGUGUAUGGAAAUAACUGCCCAGGGGCGUUGCCAAGAUGGCCACUGGGUAAACAGACUAUUCUAUAAGGAACUAAGCCAGCACAGGUUUGUUAAUAGCUCUGACACUGAGCUGAGAGUGUGGUCAUCCAAAUAGUUUAAUCCAAAACUUUUUCAGGUUUAGGAAUGAAACAAAAACACCAUCACCCUUCAGAAGAUGAGGAUAGCGCAUGCCUGGAUUACACUUACAGUUACACUUACAUUUUCACUUUCAUCGUUUUUUAGUCUAAAAAGUUUGACAGAUAUACUACCACCACCGUUCUCACUGCAGGUUUGUGGAGUAUUUAGAGACUAUUGUGAUAGGCUAAAAGUUGGGUCAGUAAUUUCGCAAGCAGUCAGUUGGUUAAGUAAACAUCAUUCUGUGUCUGUCCAUGCUUAAAAACACCGGUUUAAAUUCAAAAUGGCCAGAAAAUCCAAAAAAGGCCACAGUCCUGAAGAUGACCUGAAAAUGGUUUUAAGCCAUUUCGAAGCAUGUUAUUUGCAAUUGUGGGUUUGAACCUGCUCGUGAAGAAGAGAACUCUUGCUAGCUCUGUGAUGCAGCAGACCCAGGCAACACUCUUUACCAUAGAAAAUCUAAUUUUCUUGCCAGUUUCUUGUUCCAGUUAACACAUUACUGUGUGCACUGAGCAGCAGUACUUUGUGUUGUAUGCACUACAUUGCAUGUAAGCUGCGUGCAGUCAUGGAUCAGGGCUUACCUUAUGGUGCCAGACCUCAUGACACAUAAUCCUCAAUUACUAUAGUCCUCCUAAUCUCCCUUUAUUCAGGACUCAAGAUUCAGAUGUGUAAAAUGUGUUGAAUUUGAUUUUAGACGCUUGCUGGAGCCGAUCUUUCCAGUCAGAUUUGAAGUUAUGGCGUUGCAGAUGAAGGCGAAUAUGACCCUGAAACAUCUGUGGGAAAAUAUAACGUUAUUUUCUUAUACAGGGAUGCGAGCAGCACACAGAUAAUGUUGUUAAAGCGGGUAUUUUUGCAAGAAAACAAGAUUAUUAGAUUGCUUGUCAUCAGAGUGUGCUUUAUAAUGGAAGUACUACUUAUUCAGAAUAUUGGCCAUCUUUGAGAUAUUCUGUGCAUGGAAAGGCUGCUUUACCCUUUAACACAAUACGGAAGAUUUUCAUGAGACCCACCGGCUGGUAAUAUGCAUUAUAAUGAUACUGAUACACAAUUAGCUCCCAUUUGUGUAGAUAUGGGCUGUUUCAAAUUCUUUAUAACACCUGCACAAGUCAGAAAAUUCAGUUCAUUUCAUAAGUGGAAGAAGGACAACAAUCCUACACAUCAGACCACUCUGAAUGACUAGACUCCCAAAGCUUGACUACAGAGGCCAUCAACUGUCUACACAGGUGUCAGAAAGACAAUGCACCCCCUCAAAAGUGUGUAUUAAAUGAUCGUUGUUGUAAGAAAACCUCUCAUCUCUGAAAUGUUAACUUCAUAAGAGAAGGAUAAAUAUUCUUAAACAGCUCUUCAUUCUUAGUGUAACUUUUAAAAACAUAAGAUUUGCAUUUGAACAAUUCUGUUGGUCUUUUCGUCAUGAAAUGCCAUGAAAUUUAAGCUAUUAUGACAUUGAGGUGGUUUUUUAUUUCAUUUAUUCUUAAGAUUUUUGUCAUGUACAGUGUUGUGAAACAGUCAGAGAACACACUUUGAUUUAUUUCAUUUCCAGACAAAACAGCCAUUAAGUACAAGUUGUUCAUUUUCCAGCAUCUUUAAGAGCACCGAGAACAUAGCAGAAAUUGACGCCCGAUUGUGUGUCCAGCUUCCACUCUUUUCAGGAGACUUGCUUUCAGUCUUUCAAAGAAACCUGCAUGGAUAUUUUUCCACACCUCCAAAGCUCAGUCUUAGAAGUUGGUUACAUUUUCUCAUUUUCAAAAUCACAAUCACGAAUUUAGACUGGCUGUUAAACCUUAUUCCACAUCUCGCAUAUCCAGCUUCAGUGUCCAAGUGCAAAAUAUAUAUAUUUUUUGUUUGUUUGAGGUUUUUCGACAGUCCUUUUCUCAGUAAGGUCUCUCGAACAGCUACACAUCCUUUCAGACCCACAGCACUGAGUGGUCUUCUCACAGUGGAAGGAUG